Molecule: messenger RNA, 459 nt
Organism: Acanthosepion pharaonis
Lineage: Eukaryota; Metazoa; Mollusca; Cephalopoda; Sepiida; Sepiidae
Source: the annotation of a GenBank genome assembly
AUGAAAUUCUUUUUUCCUUUUCUAUCAAUAUUUUUCUUUUUCUUUUUUAUGAAAUUCUUUUUUCCUUUUCUAUCAAUAUUUUUCUUUUUCUUUUUUAUGAAAUUCUUUUUUCCUUUUCUAUCAAUAUUUUUAUCUUUCUUUUUUUAUGAAAUUCUUUUUUCCUUUUCUAUCAAUAUUUUUCUUUUUUUUUUUUAUGAAAUUCUUUUUUCCUUUUCUAUCAAUAUUUUUCUUUUUCUUUUUUAUGAAAUUCUUUUUUCCUUUUUUAUCAAUAUCAAUUUUUUCCUUUUUUCAAUAUUUUUCUUUUUUUUUAUGAAAUUCUUUUUUUUUCCUUUUCUAUCAAUAUUUUUCUUUUUUUCUUUUUUUUUGAAAUUCUUUUUCCUUUUCUAUCAAUAUUUUUCUUUUCUUUUUUAUGAAAUUCUUUUUCCUUUUCUAUCAAUUUUUUUUCUUUUUUUUUUAUGA